Tauraco erythrolophus (red-crested turaco) is the source of this 1416-nucleotide messenger RNA. The record is from RefSeq and is a predicted model, not a curated record. NCBI's taxonomy places the organism in Eukaryota, Metazoa, Chordata, Aves, Musophagiformes, Musophagidae.
GCUUAUGCCCCCCAAGGCGACAACGUCUACCUGAUGCCGGUCCCCAGCAAGGGACAGCAGGGUCUCUACCCGGGCUCGGCGCCCACCGGACAGUUUCCGCCUGCCCCGGCUAAGCAGCUGCCCGCCUACCCAAAGCAGACGCCUCCCCACACCUUCCCCAGCUCCAGCCAGGAGAUCUACCAGGUGCCCCCUUCCCUGGGCCAAGCAGCGGAGGCGUACCCCGGGGGCUCUGCCAGCCCCCCCCAGGACGUCUACCAGGUUCCUCCCUCGGCCGGUCAGGCUCAAGACAUCUACCAGGUGCCCCCGUCAUUGGAUAUGAGGAGCUGGGAAGGGCACAAGCCCCAGGGAAAGGUGCUGGUGCCCACCCGCGUGGGGCAAGUGUACGUCUACGACUCUCCCAAGGGUGAGCAGGAUGAGUACGAUUUCCCUCGCCACCUCCUCUCCACGGGCUCCCAGGAGAUCUACGACGUGCCGCCUGUCCGAGGGGGGGUCCCGAGCCAGUUCAGCCAGGAGGUCUAUGACACUCCCCCCAUGGCAGUGAAGGGUCCCAACGGGCAGGACCCAGGGCAAGAGAUCUACGAUGUGCCCCCCAGCGUGGAGAAGAACCUGCACCAAACUGUGUACGACGUCCCCCCCUCGGUGAGCAAGGACGUGCCGGAUGGCCCGGUGCGGGAGGAGACCUACGACGUGCCCCCCGCCUUCGCCAAGCAGAAAGCCUUCGACCCUUCCCGCCACCCCCUCAUCCUGGCCCAGCAGGAGCCCUACUUGCCAGAGGAUGUCUACGACGUGCCGCCGGCAGCUGGGAAAGGUGCCUCCGAGCCACCGCUCUCCCACGAGAUCUACGACGUGCCCCCCAGCCUCAGGAAGCUGGGGGGGUCAGCCUUCCCCUCCCAGGAGGUGUACGAUGUGCCACGGGACCUGCACGCCCUGGGCAAGGGCUCCCUGGACACAGAGGGCGAGUACAUCUACGACGUCCCACCGCAAGUGGACCGUGAGGUCAAGGGCGCCGACGCCAAGCGCCUCUCGGCCUCCAGCACGGGCAGCACCCGCAGCAACAUCUCCACGUCCCCCGCCGGCACCCGCGGGGCAGCCGAGGGUGUCCGGACGGCCCUCCGGGACCUGCUGGAGUUUGCCCGGGGGGCGGUGGGCAACGCCGCCCAGGCCUCCGACCGCUCCCUCUACGCCAAGCUCAGCAAGCAGCUGCAGAAGAUGGAGGAGGUCUACCAGGCCCUGGCACGGCACGGCCAAGCGCUGGACGCUUGCCACUGGGCCCCGAGCGCCCUGGCCGGUGGCAAGCCGGGCACGGAUGACUUGGAGCACUUUGUCAUGCAUUCGCGUGGCGUCCCUGAUGACACCAAGCAGUUGGCCUCCUUCCUGCACGGCAACGCCUCCCUCCUCUUCAAACGGACAAAGCCA